This is a messenger RNA of Oncorhynchus tshawytscha (Chinook salmon), 4087 nucleotides long. RefSeq names its product protein unc-13 homolog B-like. The record is from RefSeq and is a predicted model, not a curated record. Gene Ontology annotation, molecular function: syntaxin-1 binding; calmodulin binding; calcium ion binding. Gene Ontology annotation, cellular component: synaptic vesicle membrane; presynaptic active zone cytoplasmic component; presynaptic membrane. Lineage: Eukaryota; Metazoa; Chordata; Actinopteri; Salmoniformes; Salmonidae. Bases 418 to 4029 code for a protein of 1203 amino acids. Gene Ontology annotation, biological process: synaptic vesicle priming; synaptic vesicle maturation; synaptic transmission, glutamatergic. The transcript is spliced from 33 exons.
GUGGACAGCAGCCGUUUUGGGUCAUCAGGGAACCUCAGCCAGGCCAGCUCCCAGCUCAGCUCUGAACCAGAGGCUCCCCAGCCCACCAGCCCUCACCCCCCUCUCCACAGCCAACAGAAAGCCUCCUGGGAGGAAGAGGAGAAAGAGGAGAAGGGGCUGAGGGCUGUCCCAGAGCCAGGGUCCAACAAAGAUCAGAAAGAGUCCAUUGUCCCCCUGCCCAAACCCCUGGACAACCGUGGGACAGAGAAACAGAUCAGCUUCUGUGAGCAUGGGCCACCUCCCUGCUCUCCGGUCAGAGUACGUUGGCUGAAGGUCAUCAACAAAGUCAGAGUUCAGCUGCUCAAGGGCCGAGAUGGAGACCCCAGCCUGCAUCCGUGGGCCAAGCCUGGUGGUGCCACGCCCUUUGGGAUCGACAGCAUGCCUGACCUCCGCAAGAGACGGCCUAUCCCCCUGGUCAGCGAGCUGGCAAUGUCCAUGUUGCAGGCCAGGAAGGCAGGACUCUCUAUGGCUACAAAGACGUCCCAGAAGGACCAGGAGCUGAAGAACCACGUGUAUAAGAAAACCCUGCAGGCUCUGAUCUACCCCAUCUCCUGCACCACGCCCCAUGCCUUCCAGGUGUGGACCGCCUCCACACCCACCUACUGCUAUGAGUGUGAGGGACUGCUUUGGGGCAUCGCCCGCCAGGGCAUGAGGUGUGCUGAGUGUGGGGUCAAAGUUCACGAGAAGUGCCAGGAGCUGCUCAACGCUGACUGUCUGCAGAGGGCGGCUGAGAAGAGCUCUAAGACGGGAGCAGAGGACCGGACCCAGCACAUCAUCACAGCUAUGAAGGACAGGAUGAAGAUCAGGGAGAGGAACAAGCCGGAGAUCUUUGACGAGAUCAGGGCUGUGUUUGCUGUCACUAAGCUGCUCCAUGCGCAGCAGAUGAAGACCAUAAAACAGAGCGUGUUAGACGGAACCUCCAAGUGGUCUGCCAAGAUCACCAUCACAGUUGUCAGUGCUCAGGGUCUCCAGGCUAAAGACAGGACUGGCUCCAGUGAUCCCUACGUGACCAUUCAGGUGGGGAAGACUAAGAAGAGAACCAAGACCAUCUACGGAAACCUCAACCCUGUCUGGGAGGAGAAAUUCAACUUCGAGUGCCACAACACGUCGGACCGUAUCAAGCUGCGUGUUUGGGACGAGGAUGAUGACAUCAAGUCCAGGGUGAAACAACGUCUGAAGAGGGAGUCUGAUGACUUCCUGGGUCAGAGCAUCAUCGAGGUCAGAACACUCAGCGGAGAGAUGGACGUCUGGUACAACCUGGAGAAGAGGACUGAUAAGUCAGCAGUGUCUGGGGCCAUCAGGUUACAGAUCAGUGUGGAGAUUGAAGGGGAGGAGAAAGUAGCUCCGUACCACGUUCAGUAUACCAGCCUACAUGAGAACAUGUUCCAUUACUCUACUGACGUGGUGGGUCAGGGGGUGGUGAAGGUGCCUGUUGCCUAUGGAGACGAUGCGUGGAAGGUCUACUUCGAUGAGGUGCUGCAGGAUAUCGUAGAUGAAUUCGCCAUGCGCUACGGCAUCGAGUCCAUCUACCAGGCCAUGACUCACUUUGCCUGUCUGUCUUCUAAGUACAUGUGUGUUGGUAUUCGUCAUGGUGUGUUUGUGUUGAAAGAUCGUUUUGUUAAACUCAUGGAUCAACUGCACAACUCUCUUCGGAUCGACCUCUCCACAUACAGAAAUAACUUCCCAGCCAGUAGUAAGCCUCGUCUGCAGGACCUGAAGUCUACUGUGGAUCUGCUGACAAGCAUAACCUUCUUCAGAAUGAAGGUGUUGGAACUUCAGAGCCCCCCCAGGGCAGCCCAUGUUGUGAGAGACUGUGUGAAGGCCUGUGGAAACUCCACCUAUGAGUACAUCUUCAACAACUGUAUAGAGCUCUAUAUGAGACAGUUCCAGCCUGCUGUAGAGCCUCCCAAGCCAGAGAAGAAGAAGAAGAAGAAGGAGAAGAAGAAGAAGGAGAAGAAACAGGGAGAAGAUGGGGAGGAGGAAGAGGGGGAGGCUGAGGAAGAAGAGGAGGAGGAGGAAGAAGAAGAGGAAGAGGAAGAGGAGGAAGUGAAGAAGGAGCCAGAGGAGACAGGGCCUACUAUCCACAACCUGGACUUCUGGCCGAAACUCAUCACCCUCAUCGUCUCCAUCAUAGAAGAAGAUAAGAACGCCUACACACCCAUCAUUAACCAGUUUCCUCAGGAGCUCAACGUGGGGAAGGUCAGUGCUGAAGUCAUGUGGACGCUGUUCGCUCAGGACAUGAAGUACGCCCUGGAAGAGCACGAGAAACAUCGUCUGUGUAAGAGUGCUGACUACAUGAAUCUUCACUUCAAGGUCAAGUGGCUUUACAACGAGUAUGUGAUCGACCUGCCUGCCUUCCAAGACACUGUACCAGAGUAUUCUGCGUGGUUUCUGCAGUUUGUCCUUCAGUGGCUGGGUGAGAACGAGGAUGUGUCCAUGGAGUUUAUGAAUGGAGCUCUAGAGAGGGACAAGAGGGAAGGGUUCCAGCAAACAUCGGAGCAUGCUCUGUUCUCCAGUUCAGUAGUGGACAUCUUCACCCAGCUCAACCAGAGCUUUGAGAUCAUCAAGAAACUAGACUGUCCUGACCCCAAGGUGCAGGCCCACUACAACAGGCGAUUCGCCAAGACCAUCACAAAGGUGCUAAUGCAAUACUGUGCUAUCCUGUCCAAGGAUUUCCCCUCCUACUGCCAGAAGGAGAAGAUACCAUGCGUGUUGAUGAAUAACAUACAACAGAUGCGGGUCUUGUUGGAGAAGAUGUUUGAGUGCAUGGGGGCUAAACAGCUGGAUUCGGAAGCUGCGGACAUCUUGAAUGACCUGCAGGUCAAACUGGCCACCGUCCUGGACAACCUGAGCGCCAUGUUCGGCAAGAGUUUCCAGGCCCGUCUCACCGUCUGCAUGCGUCAGAUGGCAGAGAUCCUGUACCAGAUCAAAGGUCAUCCCAACCGUCAGACAGCUGAGGCCGACGCUGACAACGUGCUGAGGCCUCUCAUGGAGUUCCUGGAUGGAAAUCUGAGUCUGUUUGCUGACACCUGUGAGAAGACAGUUCUGAAGAGAAUACUGAAGGAUCUGUGGAAGAUCGUCCUCAGCAGUUUGGAGAAGACCAUCAUCUUACCACCGAGCAACGACGGCUUCGGAGCUCAGAUACUGACUGCUGCCAAGGGACUGUCCAACCUGAAGGGAGGGGGCGAGGCCAAAAGCCUGACGCCCAAACAGUGUGUCAUCAUGGAUGCCGCACUGGAAACCAUCAAGCAAUACUUCCAUGCAGGGGGUAAUGGUCUGAAGAAGGCCUAUGUGGAGAAGAGUCCUGAGUUAUCUUCGCUGAAAUAUGCUCUGUCCCUCUACUCUCAGAGCACUGAUGCACUAAUCAAGAUCUUUGUAACUACACAGCACGCACAGGUUCAUAAUGGGAUGGGCAUCAGGAUUACCCCCAAUGAGAAGGUUCGGCCAGACAGAGGUUCAGGAGUGGAGAAGCCUGUUGGUGAGGCCCAGAUCCAGGUAGACAUGGUGCCUCCAGGCAAAGACAAGAUCCACAAGGUCAACAUCAGAGUGAUAGCGGUGAAUGACAUGAAGUGGCAGACAUCAGGGAUGUUCCGUCCCUUCGUGGAGGUCAAUAUGAUUGGUCCGCUCCUUGCAGCCCAGAAGAGGAAGUUCACUACCAAGUCAAAGAACAACAGCUGGACAGCCAAGUACAAUGAGACCUUCCAAUUUAUCCUGGGUAAGGAGUCUCCAGACUGCUAUGAGCUGCAGGUGACGGUGAAGGACUACUGUUUCGGCCGGGCCGACCGUGUUGUGGGCGUGGCCGUGGUCCAGCUCCGAGACGUGGCUGACAGGAAGUCGUGUGUGUGCUGGUGCCCGCUGGGCGGAACAAUCCAGAAGGACGAGACGGGCGUAACGGUGAUGCGUAUCUUGUCUCAGCGUGCGGCCGACGAGGUGGCCAAGGACUUUGUCAAACUGAAGGCCGAGACACGCCCUGUAGAGGAGGGCAGAUGAUGAGGAGAUGUGGAGAGAGGAUAGAUAGAGGAGAAAAGAGGUGGAGAGAGGAUAGGUA